GUUUGAGCUGGGCACAAACAGUCCGCGCGUUCGUAGACUCCGAAAAGACUACUAGACUUAGUAUUUUGCAAAUAAUUAAUUCUCACGAGAUCAACUGGUUAAAAGUAAGCUCCUCAAGUUCUCCAAGUAGCGAGUGACACAAAACCGGAAGAAAAAUGUCGAUAGGGGUGCCAAUCAAGGUGUUGCACGAAGCCGAGGGCCACAUCAUAACCUGCGAGACGAAUACCGGUGAGGUCUACCGGGGCAAGCUCAUCGAGGCCGAGGACAACAUGAACUGUCAGAUGCAAAAUAUUACCGUCACCUAUAGGGAUGGCCGAGUCGCCCAGCUUGAAAAUGUUUACAUUCGUGGCUCAAAAAUCAGGUUUCUCAUACUGCCUGACAUGUUGAAAAAUGCACCAAUGUUCAAGAGGCCUGGUGGAAAGGGCUCUGGUACUGCUGGCAGAGGAAAGUCUGCAAUUCUUAGAGCACAAGCCAGAGGCAGAGGUAGAGGGACAAAUCAGCGAGGUAGAGGUACUGGCUCAGCUCCGUGGCUUAAUCAGCAGAAUCAAACGUCAAAUGCACCACAGACUGGCAGGGGAAGGGGCUAAACUUUACAAAAUUUUUCAUCGUUUGAUAAUCAAACAAGCAAAAAUAACUGAUCACUCGAGUGAUUUUUAUAUUGUAUUCAUUUUUUAAACUCCACAAUCACUUAAUUCCCUUAAUUAUUUAAUUGUGUAUGAGUGAGUCUUGUGCAGGUAAUAUUAAAUAAUAAAAACAGUAAUUUUAUAUGAUAAAA
Molecule: messenger RNA, 775 nt
Organism: Copidosoma floridanum
Lineage: Eukaryota; Metazoa; Arthropoda; Insecta; Hymenoptera; Encyrtidae
Gene: SmD3
Product: small ribonucleoprotein particle protein SmD3
Biological process (GO): RNA processing; spliceosomal snRNP assembly
Cellular component (GO): spliceosomal complex
Molecular function (GO): RNA binding
Source: RefSeq, a predicted model, not a curated record